AGUACACACUACAGUGUAGAGUUCCUCGCGGUGCGACGGCUCAUUGCACACAACGCCGACAGGGGGCGGUGCUGGAUAGCGAUAGUACACACACUGCCGUGAGUGCUCCAGCAUUAGUCUUGUGUUUACAGCGGUGAAGUGUGGACGGCGGCGUACAGUGCUGUACUGUGAUGAAGGAUGUAUCCGAACCCCACUAUCUUUUCGUGGACCCGACUUCGUGGACAUGAUACACGGUACAAACAGGAACAAUCAUGGUUGAUGCGAGCAGGGUGAAACGCUGGUUCGCCCUUUGCCAAGGAAUCAAAUGGACAUUGCUCCUUUUUGGAUUUGUCAAUGUAGUUGCGACUUUUGGGUGUCCGGGUAUUUGUUUCUGUCCAUCAGUGUCUCGAUAUGUUCAUUGUUCCAGGAAAAAUCUACCUUUCAUCCCUAGUGGUAUUUCCAAUGAAACGACUCAUUUGUCGCUGAACUAUAACAACUUCCAGAACCCGAACCUGAGCCGGAGUAAUUUCACAUACCUGACAUCAUUGGAACAACUGUUUCUCAUUGACUGUGGAAUAGAACAUAUAGAGGUGGAUACUUUCAUCGACCUAAAAAAUCUUGAAUGGGUAGAUAUAAGUAAGAAUCGACUGAAGAUCAUUUACGAUAAUACAUUCCAGGGGCUUCAUUUAAACCAUUUGUUCUUAAACGACAACCCCGGAAUGGUACUUUCUACCAAUGCUUUCAUGGGACUAAAGGCAAUGGGCUUGUACAUAAACAACUGUGCCAUAGCAGACAUCAGGAUAGAACAUAUAAAACCAUUGAACGGCACCUUAAAAGCAUUAUGGAUGGAUGGAAAUAAAAUUGAAUAUUUUGAUAAGGAAUGGAAAUAUUUAUUUAACACUCUGAGUCAUGUGAGAUUGGGAAACAACCCCUUACAUUGUAACUGUGAAAUUAAGUGGUUGUACAAUUUCUACGUGUCGCAUGAUACAGUAUUUGCAGGGGUGGAUCCACCCUCCUGUCGUACCCCUCCCCGACUCAGGGGCAAACAUUUAAACACUCUCACAGAACAAGAUUUCAGAUGCCAAUUGCCAGUGUUUAAAACAGUGGACGUUAUUUUUGUGGAGUCGUUGGGUAAGCUGACCUGUCUUGCUAGUGGUGAUCCAGUCCCAACAAUUAUCUGGGUAAAGCCAGACAAAACGAUAGAGGUUUAUGCUCCUAAAGAGGUCACAGACGCACCCGCGGACAAUGAGGGGGUUUUGUACUUAGAGGAUCCAAAGGCAGAAGGAAACGUCAAAUAUCAGUGUAUAGCUCAAAAUGCUGCAGGUAACGUAACGUUUACUUUGAGUGUGCGUUGGCCACCUUCCUAUUCCCAGGAGUUUGUGCAGGACCCAGGUAUCGUAGAGGCGAAACCUACCCCGGCAAUCCACACCCCACACAACAAACAAACCCACCCGCAACGGCCAGAGCCAAACGCUACCAAAGGAAUAACUAAAAACAAACAACAGAUAGUUAUUAAUGCGGGACAGUCCUCUGGGAUUAGCCAGGUAGCUUCGAACGAACCGGAAACGGAAGUAAUAUUUUCAAUUAUUGACAUCGUUGGUGCAGUGGUAGGGACAUUUCUCUUGACGUUACUUGCUUGCAUCGUCAUAUUUCAUUUAUUUCAUCGUCAUCAAGAGAGAUUUUUCUAUAGAGAACAAAAUGGCGUGAAUGAAAACCGAGUAAAUAAUAAACACCUUGUUACGGACGUGCGCAACGAGAACGUAAAAAUGCUACAAAAUACCCACUGCACUGUAUGAUUGGUGAAAAUCAAAAUUUGUCAGAGAGUUGUUAGACCGACUCGGAUCUGACAUGUGUGAUAUCUUUUUCUAUCUUUUUUGUUAACUAUAAACAAAACAUUCGUUAUUCUAUGAGGGACUUUUAUGACACAUUGUUAAAAUAUAAGAGUUAAAUGAGAGAUCUGUCGUUUCUGGAGAGGUGAACAAAAAACAAAAUCAUUCACGGAUAUGUUUCCUCUUUUGAAUUUCAUCCUUUAUAUCACUUUAAAACAUUACCAUUUCCAGAGGUCGUGAAGAGCGUUAGAUUGAUCUGUAUUUACCACAUUGGUGUGCAACUACUGCCUAUGUAUUUGUCGUUUUAAACGACUACAUCUGUGUUUGUAACGGAUUGUGUAGAAAGGUAUAUUGGAUAAAGAUUAUUUCAAGACAUGAUAUUGUGUAUGUGAGAGAAAAAUCUCUCGUGAUUCUGGAACCAUCGCGGAUUGCUAAUAUCGUUUUUCUAUUUACCAGGAUUAUAAGAAAAACAAGAAACUCCGUCAUUUUCUGUUUGUUUUAUCCUCUUUUCCAGUGUUCGGGGGAUAGUGUUAAUAUCACACUCGGUGUUAACGUUUGUGAUGCUAUUUUAUCAUUUUUACGAGGAUCUUGAGUGUUUAUCUUUGUGGACGUAUGUGUCUCUUCCAUGACAUGUCGCCGUUAAAAUGGUCUCUAGUCUAUUGUCAGGGGCCAUGUCAAAGGUCAUUUCCUGUGAGAUGUUGACAAGUGGACAUAAAAGUGGUCAGUGUUGACAUUUAUAUAUUGUGUGAUGGAUGUUUCUUUCUCGAGAUCCGACAUUUGUAAGAAUGUCCAAAUCAAACCUGAACAAUCUACACCAUGAAUUGAAUGUUACAAAAAUGGCUGCCGCAUCGAAUCCUAAAAUGUAAGAAAGUGGGUCAACCGCUAUGUAUGUUUAUAUAAGUUGAAGAAAAACAUUCAGAAUAUGAUUUUAUUAUUUCACCAUCCUACAUAUAUAUUUUUGUUGAAAAGAUUAUUUUUAAUUGAAACAAUGAUCAAUUUCAAUUCGAACAAUAGAAAAAUGUAUUAUUAUUUCAAUCUUGUUUUAUUGAGACGAACAUUUCUGCUACGAAAAUGCAUUAUCAAAUUAUGACAUUUAUUUAAAAUCCAUUUUCUGAAUGUUUUCCUUCUCGGAAUCAACUAUGAUGUAAAUAUGGUACACUCGAAUGUAAAACUGAUGUUAAGAAUGAUCCAGUUUUAUGACGAACAAGAGAAUUCUGUAAUUUUGAGUAACAUUUGCUUUGUUAAAUUUGAUGAUUUUUUUUAUUAUUAUUGACUCUGAAAUAUAUUCAUUUAUUUUGUUUCAAAUGCUCAUUUCACAUAUUCACGUAUACUUUAGCACAAAACAAUAUUUAAUUCAAAACUAUAUCAACUUCAUAUUUUUAAAGCAAUAUCUGAAAAAGAUAUAUAUAUAUAUAUAUAUAUUAUAUCUUGAAAGGCACUGAUUAUGAAAUGCUGUGUAUUAAAUUAUAAGUGCACAGUCACUACGAUGAAAAGACGAGAGUGAUUUAACUACAGCCGUCUGAGACACCCAUUAGUAACACCAUUUACACAUCAACACGACCAGUUUCUGUGAUAGCCUCUGUACAGACCACUUGUAACUGUAUAUAUAUGGAGAUGUUAGACAUUUAAGAUAGGAUCAAAGAUGUUUAGUUAUCUCCAUGGCCUGAUGAUUCUGUAAUAUGUGACCAUCUGCCUAAAGCUCUCGCAUUCCCACACCUUACCGGUCCUAAGUACCCUCGAUGUAGUUGUCCUGUGGUGACGAUUUUUGAUUUGUCAAGUGACAAGACAUUGGCACUUUAAAUAUGUAUGAUGUUACAUAUACAUAUUUAUCCCUGCGAGAAAACAGCGUUCCUCGACAUGUUGACCUUGUCAGUUGUCCACAGGCUGUUUAACCUCUCGUCCUGACCGCUCACCUGUAGCAUUAUAAACUAAAUUAUCACGGCCAUCGCUAAGUGGGUGUGAAUUCUAUGAAUGACACUUCCAUUUAUGAUGUAAAUACUCGACAUAAGUGUAAUUUGUCGCCGUACUGCUAAACAGAAACAGUAUCCUCCUGUGAGACGGGUAACAUAAUGCUACGUAAUUUAACAGGCUGAACAGGAGUUUAAAACGUUUAAUACUGACUCAUUUAAGUCAAAUUCUAUGUGAAAUUAUUUUUAUCUUCAUGUAACUUUAUACAUUUUUCUUAAGUAGGUAAUUCUCCAAUGGACAUAAAUGCCACUCAAAUACCUCUGUUGCUAAUUCAUUUUCCUAAUAGUUUAAACAACAUUAUAUUUGCAGUUUGGUUUUAAGAUUCAGGGAAGUAAUUUUAUGGUCGUAUGUUAAAUAUUUCAUUGAAAAUAAGCAUAUCAGUUUUCUAUAAGAAUGUCGGAACGAUUUUUUAAACACGUUUAAUAAAUUUCACAUAAGCACAAUUUUAUUUUUAAGAAAGCAAACAGUGCCAGAUGCUAGUUGAAAAUAUAUUUUUUGGAUGCAAAAAAAAACAAAUAAAAAUACAAUGUCUUCCGUUAUUUACAAAGAAGACGAUCUACUCUCCGUGUUAGUGGCAUAUUCCCGUGGUGUUUUAGAGGGGAUCACAGGUAAAAUCAUAGGUCUGUGAUGUAUGGACGCUACCCCUCUAACACUCGACCUAAAGCCGGGUUAUUUAACGCUGGCUUCCAUCACAAUAGCUAUAGACGUGUGUUCACAUAAAUAGACGACGGAAUUAGAAUGUGAGGUAAACACACUGAUGUUUAAUUAACACGGGAUAUAGCGUCCCUGUGUAGUAGUAUAAUCUACUUACUGAGAUCUACCGCGCGUCAUUUUAUAUCAAUCAGCCGAUAUGUUAUUCAUGUCGGCUACUUCAUAUAAAAUGGCUUCCGUCCGGACUGCUGAUAGAAGCCUCGGUGGCUGCCAUGUUGUCCAAGAAGAAGCCUUAUGUAAACACCGCGUUCACCUUACAGGAACUUUUGUUAUUCUAAGCCAGCCGUAGGUUCAAUAUUCAUGAACGGGUAUUUUUAUUAGAAUUUCCCCUCAGCAUCUUAAUGGAUUAAAGUAAAGACUAGAGUGUAUCAUAUGCAAUGUAGAUGUACGAUUGUGAUGAAGCAUAAGGCAAGAAACAGUCUAGCAUAUGUUUACUUUCGAAUUAAUAUGAGUAUCAUCAAUAACCAGUAACCUAUUUAAUGACUUAAUGGUUUAAGAAUAACAUUGAGCAAUGACGAUUAACCUAACACCACACGAACCCACCUGGUGGAUGUCCAGUUUGUUGACCUACCGAUUCGUUAAUUAUUCAUGACAGGUAAUUUAUCAGGAAAUGGAUUCUCAAGACAACUUGAUCAUAUAACUGUUAUACGAGGUCGUAUACACAUGAUUACCAAGCAUCGUCAACACGUCGAUUCUGCUGUUAAUUUGCCGCAGGUAUAUGACACCAGAUUUAGCAUGAUUACAUUGGAAAAUCAUCUUUCACUUUAUCGUGCGAAAACACAAGUCAAUUCGGAACAAUCCGUUAUCAAGAUCGUAUUUAAAGAUACCGUCGUCGGAACUAAUCGCCUUUGUGUUUGUGGCACACGACGCGCAAUGGUGGUCUCAUAUAUAUCAUAUGGCGGUACAAAAUGUCAAACCAGUCCGUGAAAGUUGCUUAUCAUCGAGCUAUUUUGUUAAAUCUCCGCCAUUUUAUGCUGGAAAUUUGUCUUUGUCGUAAAUCAAUCGAUUGGUGUUAAGAAGCCAUUACCAUUGUUGAUGUCGAAUUUCUGAUUGAGAUCGUGUCUGUAUGUUUGGGCUGCGUAAAUUCCACAACUAAUUACAUAGAAGGACAGAUAUUUUCGAAAAUUAUUUCUAACUAAACAAAAAUUAUAGAUUAAAUAGCAUAAAUUUGAAUAUUUGAUCAAUUACAGAUUUUCGAAAAUUAUUUCUACCUAAAUAUGUUUUUAUAGAUUAAAUAGCAUACAUUUUAAUUUUUGAUCAAUUUAAAGUGACAUUAUUUAUCCAAUACAGGAAUUUUGAAAUAUUUAGAUGAAAGUUUAUCUGCAAUAAUUUACAACAUCGUUACGCAUGCAGAACAUACAACAUAAGCAAAUUAAUUUGAAUCCGUAAGCCAAAUUUAACGAAUCUCAAUCUUCGAUAAAUAAUACACUACCUGAUAUAAAUUGAAACAGCACUGAACAAAAUGUCAGGUAACAAAAGAGGAAACAGGAACACAUUUUAUAGAACAGACAAUCCAAUCCAUGACAAACAAUGAUAUGGUUAAAAUAAAUUAUUAUGCUUGAUAUUUUUACCCCAUCUGUUAUACUAUCAGUUAAUAUACAUAAACACAAUCACAGAGUGUGUAACACCCACGGUACACACCCUCAACACACAAGAAGUAAUGCAAUAUUGAUUUACACACGGUUAAAGUCCAGGUUUUAAUUUGAAUCUAUAAUUAUUUUUUUCAUGAUAGCUAAAGCAUCGCGUUCGGGGCCUGAUUUAAUAUUCAGAAGUAACAAAUGUUGUUCGCUUGAGGGAUCACAUUUUAAUGUCAAGAAAAUAAGAUAUAAUUGAAUUUUGCGACGCAUAUUCAUAUUUCAGUGAACUUAUAAAUCAGUGAAGCAUAAACCUGUAAUUUGUCCUCUAGGAAGAAUGCAUCCAUGUGUAUUUGAGCUAUUGGUGACAUUCCUCGCACGAAUCGAUGGCUGAGUUAUGUUCAGAAAAUACAUUUUCACAGACACGGCUACUUUGUACUAAUGUUUUUAUAUUUUAUCACCAUAAGCUGGCAACAAACCUCAGCAUUAUGUGUUUAUGGUUUACAGAAGAAAAGCUAAGUUAUAACCCGGAUUUGUUCAUCCGUCAAUAUUUUGCCUGAUACUUAGGAAGCUACUUAACACAAAUCCCCAAGGUAUACCGUAGGUGCUAAGUUUACCGAGGCGUACGGCGUGCUGGGUUUCCUCCAUAAAAAUUAACUUUAUCGAUUGAGCUAGCCCUUCGUGACUAUGCUGUAAGUCAUCUGAUAGACAAGUAAUCACACAGGAUAUAGUUUUACUGAAAUGUCAGCUGGUCACAUCCAUAGACCUGCCAAUCUAAUGGACACCCAACACAUCCACAUACAUGUACAUUUCUUUUCAUACCAUGAUGGUUAGUUCUCAUAUAAGUCAUUAUUCCAUCAUUAAAAUUGAGUAACAUACGUUUUUGUUUGGUACCACAAAUCACUUGACUGUCGAGGACACAAAUUGUUCGCGCUUUAAUUCAUGAAAUGACGUUGAAAUAUCUAUCGCAUGGAUACCGUGAAAAUAUAUGUCCCUGACAAAUGUAAGUGGUUAGCAGUAUCAAACUAUAUUAAGUUCAUUUCUAUUCCUUAUGAUCACACUAUUACAUUUCACUGCUUCCACUCAUUUUUAGCCAAUCAGAUUAGUUAGAUUUUUCACUUCUUACCAGUGUUAUUUACGGUUUGCCAGUUUGUUCAUUUUGCCAUCAUCAUGAAUGACAGAUUGAAACAGUUGCACCAAUAUUGUGUGGAAAUUGAAAAAGAAUAUGCGUUUUAACUUGAUAUAUCAUAUUUUCUAGUGAACGAGUUCCUACAUAUCAGUUUUUCAAUAACAAAGAUACAGUUUAAGAUAAAAACUUAACACAUCAUGUCAAGUACGUUAACAUUAUCAUUCUAAGCUUCAAAGCGAGUAUCGUGAGAUUACAAAAACAUUAGGAUGAAUUCUCUAUGAUAGGGCCUUGCACCCGACAAAAUCUGACUACAAAGAUGGAAAAUAUGAAAUUGAAUCCUUAGCAUUGAUAGUAACAUCACUAAGUGGCGGUAAAUGUCAGGGUUGUCAUCCAGUAUAACAGCGGGGUGACACGUAGCUUUGUGUAACACGAGUGUGUGAAUGUUGUAUAGUGUGUGUGUUAGGGAGAAGAGUGAAAGUGUGAGAACGUGCAUCAUCGACUGUGAGAGGUUUAAACUUUUAUUAAACAAUAUAAAUAUAUAUACAGUUGUAAUUUAUUUUUGUGUUUAUACCAAUAUCAUGUGAAAUUGAAACAUUACAAAAGAUGAGUUGCGAACACUAAAGUGAAUAAAAUAUGAAAAAAAA
Messenger RNA from Mizuhopecten yessoensis (Yesso scallop), 7834 nucleotides. Its product is annotated as leucine-rich repeat and fibronectin type-III domain-containing protein 5-like. NCBI's taxonomy places the organism in Eukaryota, Metazoa, Mollusca, Bivalvia, Pectinida, Pectinidae. The transcript has a single exon. The record is from RefSeq and is a predicted model, not a curated record. The coding region runs from base 252 to 1775 and encodes 507 amino acids. Gene Ontology annotation, molecular function: protein binding.